Molecule: messenger RNA, 3721 nt
Organism: Neopelma chrysocephalum (saffron-crested tyrant-manakin)
Lineage: Eukaryota; Metazoa; Chordata; Aves; Passeriformes; Pipridae
Gene: MCMDC2
Product: minichromosome maintenance domain containing 2
Exons: 15
Coding region: 1088-3136 (682 amino acids)
Biological process (GO): double-strand break repair via break-induced replication
Molecular function (GO): DNA binding; ATP binding; single-stranded DNA helicase activity
Source: RefSeq, a predicted model, not a curated record
UCCCUGAGGACUUGGGAGUGGCCACAGGCGCUCCCCUUCGGGACGUGGCCCGGCGGCGCUGAGCCCUGCGGGCUGUGGCGCCGUUCCCGCCCGCGCCGCCGCUGGCUCAGGGCUCGUUCCCGCCGCAUGAGGGGCUGAGGGAGCGGCGCCAGGAGCCCAGUCCUGCGGCUGUGGAGCCCUCGCUGCCGCCUCCUACACGGCCCCGUUCGCCUCCCCGCGGGCACAGCGGCGCCUCGCAGGGAGCAGUGUCAGGGCUCCAGCCCCGCGGUGGUGAGGGCGGCCCGGUCCCCUCGGUGCCCAUGGCCAGUGCCCAUUGCUGCCGCUCCAGCAGUGCUUAGGAGGGGGCAUAGGAAGCCUGGAGAAUACUUUGGUGGAGGCGUCUGUGAGGAAGGGGUGCUGAUGGCAGGAGCCUGAAGCCAGAUGAGAUAUAAUGGGUAUCCACGCCAAAUGGAUAGGCUGUGGGGACGCUGGUGAACAUGGUCACCCUGGUAGUGGGAAUAGUCAGACUUUAUUUUUUGAAGCUUAGGUGAUGACUCUUCAGUGCACAAUGAGCUGAACCAAGCUUAAUCCUUCCUAGUUGUUUGGUGUCCUGUUUUCCUGGGCCAGGAAACAGGGGGGCCAGGGUGCUACAGUGUGUGUUUAAUCCCUUCUUGCUGAAGGUUUGUGCAGCAGUAACCCUAAAGAAACCCUAUUAUAAAUUCUAUUUCAAUUUGUGCUUAUAAUUUGUUACUUCAGGCACUAAACACAUCCCAGCACACAGCAUACAAUUCUCAGGCCGCAGGGUUUUACAUUGCUGCCACACUGACAUUGUGCUGGAAACCAGUUACUCCUCUCUUAGAUGUUGAUCUGUUUGUCCUCCUGAAGCCACUUCUGUGAACCCCUACAGGGGAUCUUCCAUGUGCUAUGAGCUUUGAUUCCUCAUCAUCUCAGUAAUUCUGUGUCCUAUCCUUUACCAGGUAGCUAAAUCUUACUUUUGAAGAUUUGAAUGGCAUUUCACAUUGGUCAUUUACAGAGAGGACAAAGGACACUUUGCAGAAGAAAAUCUUUUAUACCCACAGUUUGAGAAAGAGUGCAAAAAUCUUGGAAGAUGCAUCCUGAAAUACAGAAAAUGAGGGAAGUUGCCCUUGUUUACCUUGACAGAAGUGGUGGUCUUCAGAAAUUUGUGCAUGAUUGCAAAAGAUAUAAUGAUUCAAAACAAAGUUAUGCUGUUUAUCGUUUCAUUAUUUCAAUAAAUCCUUCUGACAUUGCUGAAUUGGAUGCAACUCUUGGAAACUAUAUUCUUCAUAAUCCCCUACAAGCUGCACAGAUUUUUCAGUCAGUAUGCUUCAUAGCUAUUAAGACAUUAUCAUUAAUUGAACAAUUGGAGACAGAGGCCCAGAUCAGUGUAUUGCUGAAACCAACACAUUUGCCACCUUUACCAAGUUAUGUUCUGAGUCUUUCUGCAUAUCCCUUUAAUUGCACAUCUCAAAGAUUUUAUAUGUCUGAAGGGAUAGUGAUUGCAAUGGGAACUGUAACAAAAUACACACAAGGAGCAAGAUUUCUUUGUGCUGAGGAAACCUGUCCGUUCUCUGAAGGGUUUAGGUACAUCAGAGUGCAUUGUCCUGGAGCUACAGAGUCUGCCACAGUUAGGACUGAUUUUGUGUGUACCUUGUGUUCUUCACCACUGCAGGAAGACAUGAAAUUUAGAGUACUUGGUGAUAAACAAAUAGUUGAAAUGAUUGAUGCUAAAAUUCUGAAUGCUUUGAAAGGAUAUUCCAAUGAUAAAUCACAUUUUAGGAUUCAGGCAUUUACAGUUUUCUUGAGAGAUGAACUGGCCAAUAAAAUGACAAUAGGAAACCACUACAGGAUUAUAGGAAUUCCAGCUUGUGUACAAAAUGGCUUACAAGCUACAGCAUGUAUAGAAGUAAAUAGCAUACAGCUCUGUAAACCAAAUGGUCCUUCUUUUCUCAGUAACAAUUUUAAGUAUCUGCUCUCAUUGACUUCAAGUUCAUGCUGGAGGUUUACUGCUGUCCUGGCCAACAUCUUUGCUUCUCAAGUUGUUCCACCAGGCACUUACAAUACUCUUAAACUUGCAAUAUUGCUGAGUCUGGUACAGACAUGUGAAAAAGAAAAUGCAGAUUAUCUGGAUCUGUUGAUUGUGACAAGUGACACACUAGUAAUUGAUAGGCUUCUGAACUACAGUUUAUGCCUUCUGCCUCGUGGCAUACGACACCCACCUUCCAGUGAAAUUUUUCCUUCUGUGUCCAAAGAUAAACAUGGAACUGGAAGUGCCAGUAUUCAAGCCUGCAGCACUGUGCUGGCCAAGGGUGGUGUCUGUUACAUAGGAGACUUAUCUUCAUAUAAAAAGGAUAAACUUGAACUUCUACAGUCUGUACUAGAGAGCAGAACAACAACAGUAUUUAUUCCUGGGAAGAAGUAUGGAGAAGAAGCUGACCAACAAGUUACUAUUUCAGUUCAGACCAAUUUUUGGUCUUUUGUGGAUGUGGAUUCUUCAUCAAAGAAACAUAUACAAAAGGAUAACUUUUUAAUUGGACAAAUGGACACGAGUUUGAUUCCAGCUAACCUUGUAGAUGUUUUUGGGCUCUUGAUAUACAAUGAGUUUCCUUCUUGUCGACUAUCUUCUCCUCUUGUACACCAUAUCUUGAAAAAAGCCAUUAAUCCUGAAGCCAUGCUGUACAAAGUCUCACAGCAGUUCAGAACACAGGAUUAUGAGGAGUUUAUUUUGUUUGCUAAGACUCUUCAUGUUGAACUGAGUUCAGAAGCAGAAAACCUCAUUCAAGGUUACUAUCUUGCAAGUCGCAGGGUUAGAAGAGAUUCCGUUCAUGGAUCAACAUUAUCAGCAUCUGCACUAAAAGUUCUGAUUUCACUGUCUAAGGCUCAUACCAAGCUAAGUUUAAGACACACAGUACUUGAAGAAGAUGCUUUGAUUGCCAUCUUGUUACUUGAGUCAUCUCUUACCCUAAAACACGGCACAUCUGCAUUAUGUGUAGCACCAAAUUCUGUAUUUCCAUUUGACCUCAGUGAUGAAAACUCCCUGCAACAGAGAGAUAUUUACCUCAUGCAGUGUCACCAUGAACUCCUGAAGUUUAUUGCUGCAUAUGGUCCAGGAAUUCACAUCAACACUAAUGAAGAGUAAAAACUCCUCUCUGUGGAGUAAAGCCUGAAGCUUUGGCUUUUUGAGACUAUUUUAUUGAGUUAGAAAUACAAAAAUAUAAAAAACUUACUAGUUGUCUAAGACAGUUCAGUGCUGUUUUAUAAGGAAUAAAGCAUAUCCAACAGGAUUUGAAUUGCUAGUUUUUUGACAGUGUUCUUUGAAGGCAAGAGGGAUGCCUUCAUCCUGGGAGGCCAUGGCCCCAGAAUAUAGCCACAAUCACAAUCUCUCUUCCUGGCAACAAAUGUUCAUUCACUGAUAAAUGAGGACUAAGCAGGGUUUUUAGUAAGAUAACUAAAAUUUAAACCCCAAUUUCAGAAUCUAAUGUUGCCUUUCAACUACGUGAAUUCACUGCAGUUUUUCUUGUUGCUUAUUUUCAAGUGUAUCACCCAGAGGGUUAAGUAGUUUUAAGUACAUUAAAACUUUUCCUAGUUUAAGCCAACUUUCAUUACUCAUGCUGUAUAAAUUUUGAAAUGUAUAAAACCAUCACCAUACUGCUUCAUGUUUUGUGUCUUUUUUUACAUUACAGCAACAUAGUAUUAGACAAGGAUGCCAGUGUGCUCCUGCAAU